CGGGCCGGGCCCUCCGUCCGCACGGCACCGACCUGCCCGGCACCGACCUGCCCGGGUGAAGAGGCACAGAGAGGAGCUGAGGCUGCUCCCGCUCGGGGGACGGGGAGAGUGACACAGCCCAAGCACCCAGGCAGCCCCGGCAUCCAAGAUGUCCCUGAAGGUGCAGACGAGCAACAUCACCAACAAGAACGACCCCAAAUCCAUCAACUCGCGGGUGUUCAUCGGCAACCUGAACACGGCGCUGGUGAAGAAGUCGGAUGUGGAGACCAUCUUCUCCAAGUACGGCCGCGUGCUGGGCUGCUCCGUGCACAAGGGCUACGCCUUCGUGCAGUACUCCAACGAGCGGCACGCGCGCGCCGCCGUGCUGGGCGAGAACGGCCGCGUGCUGGCCGGCCAGACCCUGGACAUCAACAUGGCCGGGGAGCCCAAACCCAACAGACCCAAAGGGCUGAAGAGAGCAGCCUCUGCCUUGUACAGUGGCUACGACUUCGACUAUGACUAUUACAGAGACGAUUUCUACGACAGGAUCUUCGAGUACCGGGGCCGGGUGUCGCCGGUGCCGCGGGUGGUGCCGGUGAAGCGGCCGCGCGUCACCAUCCCGCUGGUGCGGCGCGUCAAGGCCUCGCUGCCCGUCAAGCUGUUCGCCAGGUCGGCCGCCAUCGCCAACAGCUCGGCCAAGAUCAAGUUGAAGAGCAGCGAGCUGCAGACGAUCAAAUCUGAGCUGACACAGAUCAAAUCCAACAUUGACGCUCUCCUGGGCCGGCUGGAGCAGAUUGCUGAGGAGCAGAAGCUGUCUGCAGAGGCCCGGAAGAAGGAGAGCAGCAAGAGCGAGGUGUCCCAGGAGGACACGGCCUCCGAGGCCGAGGCCACCGCCGAGGAGCCGCUCAACGGGGACGAGGGCGAGGAGGAGGGGCUGGCACGGGAGGAGUGUGAAGAUGAACUGGAGAACAGCCAUUACACAGCCGUGGAGGAUGCCAGGCUACAGUAACCAGCUAUGAGCAACAGUGUGAGGAAAGCACGAGGCUAAACCCUGUCCUGGCACGUUGAGCAAGACAAGCUGAAUGGAAGUGCUGCUGUCAUCUCUACCUGGCAUUCAAAGGAGAAACAUGGCCCGACAUCCUCCAUCCAUCUGUAAAGCAAAGGCAAAGAAAACUCAUCCUCCCAGCAGAUCCCCACCACCCCUGCCAUGGAUUUGGAGCUCUGCAGCCAGCAGAGGAGGCAGGAGCCAGACCUGCACAACCCAGAGCACCACAGAGACCAGGAGAGCAGGUGUGUCCCCAGGGGAGCCAGAGGUGUUCUAGAGCUGCUUGCAGGAGAGCAGAGAGAACUCAGCCCAGCCCAGUAAAGACAUUUUUCUUGUGCAAGGUGAGAGCCAGAGCAUUUCCUAACUGAGGGGAGAGUAGUGUCUCAGUCUGGACAGUUUGUGUUCUUGUGCUGAAGAUCCUGUUGAGUCAGAGGCUGUGGAGUGAGCUGUCCUCCAGCACGGCCACCUCCUGUCACCUCUCUUGUGCCCCAUGAGCUGCUGUGUGUCCAUGGUCACUCCCAGUGGAAAGGAGUUGGUGCUGGAGCUGCUGCUGUGCUCUGGGAAGCUGCUUUGAGAGGGGAGAGCAAAGCAAGAGAUCCCAAGCAGGAGAGAGCAAGCAAACGUCACCCUUGGUGGUUUGGUGUCCUCAUUCUCUACCGUGUCAGGGCUGAGCAAGCCUCUGCAGAGUGAGGGGUGCAAAGUGUGGAUGAGACCCUUUCCUUGGACCAGCUGCUCCCUGGAAGGGAUGUGGAGCACCCACCUCCUGCAGCCUGGAGCCAGAGACAUCAGCCCUUCCCUGGCU
This is a messenger RNA of Ficedula albicollis (Collared flycatcher), 1826 nucleotides long. It is a transcript of the gene RALY, whose product is annotated as RALY heterogeneous nuclear ribonucleoprotein. The coding region runs from base 149 to 988 and encodes 279 amino acids. The record is from RefSeq and is a predicted model, not a curated record. Gene Ontology annotation, cellular component: nucleus. NCBI's taxonomy places the organism in Eukaryota, Metazoa, Chordata, Aves, Passeriformes, Muscicapidae. Gene Ontology annotation, molecular function: RNA binding. The transcript has 10 exons.